Molecule: messenger RNA, 6001 nt
Organism: Ruditapes philippinarum (Manila clam)
Lineage: Eukaryota; Metazoa; Mollusca; Bivalvia; Venerida; Veneridae
Product: DNA excision repair protein ERCC-6-like
Exons: 24
Coding region: 287-4456 (1389 amino acids)
Biological process (GO): transcription-coupled nucleotide-excision repair
Cellular component (GO): nucleus
Molecular function (GO): ATP-dependent chromatin remodeler activity; ATP binding
Source: RefSeq, a predicted model, not a curated record
GUUGCUUAUAUCAAGUAAAAACUGUUAUGAAAUCGGACUGCUAUUCAGCAAUUUUAAGAAUUUUUCAAAUUAUUGUUCAUUAUGAAAUAUAUAACUUGAUUUAAAUAAAUAAAUAUUGAAUUUAUUGACAGUCAGUUGUGUAUGUAAUGAAAGUUUUCACUUGCGAAGUGGUUAACUAGAUUAGAAUUGAGUUUUGACAACUUGAGUGGAAUCCGGAUGCUUGCAUAGCCCAUCAUAGGUAUUAUAAAUUUGUACUUAUUGAAGGAGAUAAGGAGAGAGGACAGAUAUGGAGGAGAGCGGGGAGACCAGUGGUGUGGCGACUGUAAGUGAAUCUGAAACAGUAGGGAAGCAAAAGUUUCAUGUUGACAUGGAUCUGAUCCAAUCCACACAACUGAAUGAUGAUACUGAUGACUUGAAGGGACUUGAUAUAGAAGUCUUCAACCAAGAAGAUUUUGAAGAAGGUGUAAUGAAACAAGUGGAUGAUGCAAUUACAAAGGAAGAAGAAAAAAGGAAAAAAGAAUCUUUAAAGAAAGAAAUGAAGAAAGUUAUUGAUGAUAUCAGAUCUUUGAAGCAUGAAUUGGCAUCAAUUGCUACCCAGCUGGCUCAGUUAGGUCAGGGCAAGUCAUUUGCUACUGGUGGUGCUAACAGAAGACUUGUGUCUGUGAAAAAACAGAAGGAAACAAAGAUGUUAGAAAUGAAAGCUCUAGAAGACAAGAAGAAAAAGAUUCAGGCCAGACUAGAUGGAAAAGCUCCUUUGUUUGAUGAAAGUGAAAUAGCUUUGAAGUCAGUUUUAGGAUCAUCAGGGAAUGAGACUAAAGACAAACUGAUCAAAACAGGGGAGAUGACUCCAUUUGGUUCUGUUGUAAAUCAACAAAAUUUAACAGAAGGCACUGAUAUACAUAUUAAGACAGAGCCUACUGUAGAAGAUACAAGUGAAACCCUUGAUCGUCCAAGCACCAAACAUGUUGUUAAGAAAGAACAUGAAAUAUCCGACGAGGAUGAAGUUGUUAACGAUAGUGAUGGUGAGGAAUGGUUGCCUAGUGACCAGGAUCAACUUGUUGAUAGUGAUAUUGAAGAACAAGAAGUUGUGAAACGUGAAGACGCAACUGUUAAGAUAGAAAAAGAGAAGAGAAACAAGAAGAAAAAAAAAUGGUCAAAGGUUCAUAAUCGACCCAUUUACCAUAGUCAUAGUGAGGAUUCGGACGAGGGUGGUGAUGAGAGAGUGCCGAGGGCAAAGGCAAUUAGGAAGUAUAGAGAUGAUGGUCACGAGGAAUAUUAUGAAGACAGAAUGGAAAAGUUUCACAAGAGUGAGUUAUGGAAGCAGAGAGCGCGGGAGGCGGGUCAGAUGAGUGACUCUGAGGAUGACGAAGAGUUUGAUGGUGGUAUGAAAGUACCAGGCAGAAUCUGGAGUAAAUUAUACAAAUAUCAGAAGACCUGUGUAAAAUGGUUAUGGGAGCUACAUUGUCAGCAAGCUGGUGGUAUUGUAGGUGAUGAGAUGGGACUGGGAAAGACAAUACAGGCUAUAGCUUUCCUAGCUGGCCUAAAAUACUCCAGAUUGAGGAGUAGAAACUUCAAUUAUGUAGGUCUGGGACCAUCUAUUAUUGUAUGUCCUGCUACUGUAAUGCAUCAGUGGGUUAAGGAGUUUCACACAUGGUGGCCGUCUUUUAGAGUAGCUAUCCUACAUGGUUCCGGAACAUUUGUCGGAAAAGAGAGAGAUUUGAUACGUCAGGUAGUUAAGAGUAGUGGUGUUCUAGUGACGUCAUACAGUACACUAGUUCUUCAACAAGAUAAUUUACUACCUUAUGACUGGCAUUAUAUCAUCUUAGACGAGGGACAUAAAAUACGAAACCCUGAUGUCAAGGCCACUCUUGUAUGUAAACAGUUCCGUACACCACACCGGAUCAUCUUGUCUGGUUCACCAAUACAGAACAAUCUGAAGGAACUGUGGUCAUUGAUGGAUUUUGUGUUUCCUGGGAAACUUGGCACAUUGCCAGACUUUCUGCAACAUUUUGCUGUACCUAUUGUACAGGGAGGUUACUCUAAUGCAUCUGAUGUUCAGGUUCAGUCAGCAUACAAAUGUGCGUGUGUUUUGAGGGACACCAUUAAUCCAUACCUCCUACGUAGAAUGAAAGCUGAUGUGAAGAUGAACAUAAAUCUUCCAGGCAAAAAUGAACAGGUUUUAUUUUGUCGGCUAAGUAAGGAGCAGAGAGAAGUGUACGAGGAAUAUCUAGCGUCGAGAGAAUGUCAUGAAAUACUGCGAGGAAGACUUUUGGUAUUUUCUGGACUAAUACAAUUGCGAAAGAUCUGUAAUCACCCUGACCUUGCUACUGGAGGACCAAGAGUAUUUGGGGGAGAUAACUCUGACAAUGAUCCGACACAGGAAUAUGGUUACUGGAAGAGAGCUGGCAAGAUGAUUGUUGUUGAUGCUUUACUGAAACUCUGGAAAAAACAAGGACAUAGAGCUCUGCUCUUCACACAGAGUAAACAGAUGUUAGAUGUAAUAGAGAAGUAUGUACAGGAGAAGAGAUAUACGUAUGUAAGAAUGGAUGGUGGUACAGGAAUAUCCUCCAGACAACCUCUUGUACAACGAUACAAUACAGAUCCGAGUAUUUACUUGUUCCUGUUGACAACAAGGGUAGGAGGUUUGGGCGUGAAUCUUGUUGGUGCUAACAGAAUCAUCAUCUAUGAUCCAGACUGGAACCCGAGCACUGACAUGCAGGCAAGGGAGAGAGCUUGGAGGAUUGGUCAGAAACGUCAGGUGACCAUAUACAGGUUACUGACCACAGGAUCUAUAGAGGAAAAAAUUUACCACAGGCAAAUAUUUAAGCAGUUUUUAACCAACAGAGUGUUAAAGGAUCCUAAACAGCGUAGAUUAUUUAAAACAAAUGAUCUGUAUGAAUUGUUCAGUCUCGGAUUGAGUGAUGAUAAAGGGGAGACAGAAACCACGGCAUUAUUUGCUGGGACCGGCUCUGACGUCUCGGUCAAAACAGUUAGCAGCAAAAACAGAUUUGAUAAAAUAAAGGAAGAGAAGAAGAGGUUAGAGAAAGAGAAGGAAGAAGAGAAUUCUGACGAUGUGGAGAGAAACACCAAUGCCGAGCUUAACUUUGAUAAAGAUGAGAUUAAGAGAAUGAGAGAAAUGGCGAGAAAACUGAGCCAGAAAAUGGAACGAGAUAAAUUCUCUAAAUUAAUGAACACUUCAAAAACUGGAUCAGAUUCAGGGUCGGACUCUAAGAGUAAAAAAUCUGAGGGUGCAGACUGUGCUGGUACCAGUUCUAAAGGAAUGUCCAAUACAGAUAAAUCUCAGGAAAGUAAGAAAGCUAUAUCAGGAUCUAGUGUUCAGGAACCAGGUUCAUUCAGUGAUAGAGACAAGUUAAAACAGUUUAAGAUAAAAAAGAAACCAAGUUCAGAGUCAUUGAAUGUUGCGGGGACUAGUGUAAAUGAAUUGUCUGACAGAGUGAAAGAUAAUGUUAGAGACUGUGAUAAAAGUAAAGAGAAUGAUAACAAAAGGAAAUCAGACAGAAAAGAGAGAUCGACCGGGGAACCAGGGGAGAAAAAGUCAAAGGGCAGAGAGGAACAGAAAGUAGAUAAACAUAAAAAGAAAAAGAAGAAACAUAAAAGGAAAGAUGCGAAGUUUGAAGGAGAGAGAAUUCCUCAUUUAGAUAAGACCAGGAACUAUACAGCACCAUCAGAAACACCUCAACAAGCUCAGGAAUCCGAGGCAAUGGACAACUAUGUCCUGAAAACUUUAUUCAAGAAAACAGGUAUCCAGGGGGCGUUACACCAUGAUAAAGUGAUGGAUCCAGGUCAGUCAGACUAUGUUAUUGUAGAAUCUGAAGCUGAUAAAGUAGCUAGGGAGGCAAGUUUAGCUCUGAAGAAGUCUCGGACACACUGUCUCCCAGCAACAGCUGGAGUACCAACUUGGACGGGACAACAUGGUGUGAAAAGGCCAAGAUUCGGACAGAAAAAGAACACAAUUUUACAGACAGCAUUAGAAAGACCAUUAAAAUCAACUCCAGUCAAGGUGGAAGAUGACAGUACAGAAGGGUCCCAGGAUCAGCAUUUUGAUGGUUCCCUAGCAGGCAGUGUACAGACUAACCUUAAAACGGGAACCACAGUGUCGUCUGCUGUCUCAUCUACAGAUCUGCUCAAUAAAAUGCGAGUUCGUAAUGAAGUGUUCUCCAAGACUGCGGGUGAAGAAGGUGCGGACGAUGAUGAUAAUGUAGACGUGUUUGUGUCAGACCCGAGCUCUCUAGAUCUCAUUAAACGUAUGAGAGAGUUUAUCAUGUUUGAAUGUAAGAAAUUUGGACAAGCUUCAACGAAGGAACUGUUGGACGAGUUUGGUUCCAAGCUUCCCUCAGAGGACUCUGCCAAGUUCCGAGCUUUGUUACGCAGUAUCUGUGAUCAGGAAAAAGUGGACGGAGGUCUAGUGUGGAAGUUAAGAAGGGAGUUUAAGUGAGAACAUGGUGUAUGAUAAAUUUUAAUAUCUUUUACAGGAUACACUAAAGUGCAGGUCUGUUUUUGUUAUCACAAUAUCGUGGAGGCAUUUUACACUAAAAUACACUUCAGUGUAUUUUUAAAUGUUGAAGAUUUACUUUGUGUUCAGAAAUUUAAAUUUUGAGACUUUCAUAUAGAUAAAAUUACCAUAACUAUAACAUUGUUGCUGUUUAUAUCUAUUUGUUUUUGAUAUUAAUCUAUCAAUUUAAAAGUUUCAUCGACAUAUAUGUAAAAAAAAAAGUUCACCAUAACUCAGUGUGAAUUCGGCCUAAAAGAAGUUUGAAUUCAGCCAAUAAACAAGUUUUUUUCUUAUGGAACUACCUGUGGGGUAAAUUUCUUGUUUUUAUGGUUGUAAGAUCUUCUUGUUAUUGUAACUGUCAUUUAGUAAUGCAUUUCUUUUUAUCAUUUAGGUUUUUAGAAACUCCAAAUAUACUUAUGGUGUAUAUCAAAUGACAUUGUCUUUCAUCAUAAUGUUAGUAAUGGGCAAUAUUGCAAAAAAAAAAAAAAAAUCAAGAAGCUAAAUUGUUCAUUUAUUUUAUUGAAAGUUACUAUUCAUACAUGUACGAUGUUAAGUAGUGCAGCCAAGUUACAAAUAUGUUGUUAAGAUAUUUUCUGUUGCAUUUAUUUAGUUACUGAAAGCUAUGGCAAAACUUCAUUUUGUUUGUAGCUACAUAAAAUUCUCCCUACGUGUAUAGUAUAUACUACUAGUUUUUGUAUAGUUUAUACUACAAAGUUUUAGCAUGUUUUACUAGAUUGUUUUGGAAAAAAGCAAGUUUUUAAAUUAAAAAAUAAAAAAUACUUAUUUGUUUUAAAGCUUAACGAAAUGAUGUUGAAUAGUAUUACAUGUGUUAUGAUUCAUUAAGAUGAAUGAUUUAUGUUGUAGAUACAGUAUAUCUGCAAUAUUUGAUGAAGGAUACACACUCUAGAGAUGUAUGUUUGUUGUAAAUAAGACAGUCAGUACAGAUGUAUAAAUGUACACAAAUGGUUACUGUAUAAGAAUUCCAAAAUGUUUUUAAAUUGUUUAUUUUAUAAAGCAUUGAACCUCAAUUAUUAAGAUUACCUACAUGAUUUUAGUGCUAUAUUUCAUGUAUAUAUUGUACAAAUGGUAUUGUAAGACUAUCUUUAUUUAUAAAAACGUGUAUUUGGUUCUCAUAGAUUAGAACAUAUCACAUUCUUGUGCCUGAUACUUCUGCCUAGUAAAAUCAAUUGUGGAUAUUGAAAGAGUGUAGGUUCAAUACUGAAUUAAUUGAACAAGUUGAAUAAAAUUGUAUUAUGCGAGCCUCUGGUAAGAAAAAUAUUAUUUUAUUCAAUGAGUUCAAUAAAUUCAGUAAUGAACCUACACGAAUAUGAUGUUCUAUUUAUCACAUACCCAAAAUAAAGACUGUUUAAAGUGCAAAAGAAUAAAUUUUCACUAUAGUGUAAUGCUAACAUUUAGCGGGUCUUUAUACUGAUUUUGUAUAACAUUAACGUCACAUUAAAAUAUACGCACGGCCAUGCAGUACCAUUU